AUGCCAAGUGCAAUACAGUAUUUUUCUGAUUUAGAUUCGUUGCAUCAUGUUUCAAACAAUUUUCUAAGGCCACAAUCAGCAGUUUCAUUAUAUUAGAAUAAAAAGAUAAGUAGCUCAACAAUGGUGGAUAAUAAAUAAGUCAGUGACACAAGAUUGACUGAUCCACGAUUAACACCAAGAUAUAUAAAGAAAGAUAAAGAGGAAUUGUACUCAGAUUUGUUGCUAUUAUAAUAAAAAUAUAAUUAAUGCUAAGAUGAAAAUACUAAAUUAAAAACUUAAAUUUCGUCAUUAGAAAAAUAAGUUAUUCAUUUGACAGAUUUAGUGAGAAAUGUUGAAAUGUUCUGCAACAAGAAAACUAGUCAUUUCAAUGAAUUUUAGUUAAAAAAACAAAUUCAGGAUCUCAAAUCUAAUCUCAAAACUAAAGUGUAAGAAUUAGAAUCAUUAAAAUAAAAUGUUAAAACUACUAAAAUUGAUGAAAUUAGAAUUGAAUUAUAAGAAUCUCACAUCGAAUGUUUAAGAUUAAGAACUAUGCUUGAUCAAUAAAUACGAUAAUAAGUGUUGUUUAAUUAUAAUGAUCAUACAUUGAUUGAAGAGAAAUUGUACAUACAAAGUCAAAUGAUGAAUUAAUUAAAAACAGAAAAUGAUUAAAUGACAGGAUUACUUAAAAUCCAAGAAGAAGAAACCUAUUAUUACAAGAAUUUGUUAGCGGAAACCUUAAAAACAGUAAGAAGGUACGAAGAAGCAAUUGAAGAUUUGCAUAAGAAUCUAAAAGGUAAAAAUUAAUUUAUGGAUAAAUUGGCUUAAAAAAUAGAAGCUUUGAAAAGCACUAAUAAUGGAUUAGCUGAUAGAGUAGUAAAGGUGGAGGAUUUAAAAGAAGAAAUUCGACUUUUAAAGUGUACAAUAGAAGACUAAAAUAAAUAAAUUCAAAGUGUCCUAUCUGAUAACGAGUAUCUUAAGGGAAUGGUUCAUGAAUUAAAAAUUAAAAAUAACGAGAAAUCAGAAAUAUAAGCUAAAGAAAAGAAAGUAUUACAAGAUUAGAUUGCUAAAAUAUCAAGCUAAUAUGAUCUUUUAGAUGAUAAAUACAAAAAUUUAUUAUUAAUUUAAGUUUAGGCUAAAAAUAAAGAAACUGUUUAAUCUUCAUUGAUUCAUAAGAAAGAGCAAACUGUAGGUUUAACUCUUAAAAAUAACAAUGAUAGCUUCUAAUAACAGAAGAUAUAUGUCCCUAAAAAAUUAAGAGCCAUCAAAACGAAUGAUAUUUUACAUAUUGGAGAAGAACUAAAUUACAGAUUUAGAGUAAAGGAAAUAAUAUUAAUUGAUGUAAUAGAAUAAUUUCUAUUUGAUGAUGACAACAAAAAAGAAAAAAAAGUUAGUAUUAAGCAAUUACAAAAAAGUUUCGAAAAAGAACCAUUUAUGUUAUUUGAAUAAGAUAAAGCAUUAACAUUUGCUCGUUUCUUAAUAGAAGACAACUCCUAGGAAUUUGUAGAAUUUAACAUUGAACUUACUGAAAAUUUGGAUAGAGUGAAAAGCAUAUUUACAAAAAUAGUUGGCAAAUAUAGAAUCUUUACUCCUGAUGAAGAAAUGAAGCAUAAAGAAGAUAUUACGAAACUUAUUAUCAAAUAUAAAAAUUCUCUAAAAUAACAUUUUGAUUCUCUUCAAAGUACUAAUGGAGAAUUAACUAAAAGAUAAAUAUUAGAAACUUUUAUCUUUAUGGACAUUGAUAUUAAUAAUUCUCAACUUGAAUACUUUUUCUUAAAACUAUUUGUUUUUUCAAACAAGAUUGAUAGAUUUCCGUAUUAAAAGAUCUUUGAAAUAUUCUAAUAGACUUAAACUGCAUCAACUCCCCAUCUACAAAGGAAGGAAACUUAAAGAAAAAAGGCUGCCACUGAAUCAAACAAGCAACCUGUAUAUGUUACAAAGAGUCUAUUCAAACAAGUUGAAGGUACUAAUCUAUAAUAAGCUUGA
Messenger RNA from Paramecium tetraurelia, 1962 nucleotides. RefSeq lists its product as uncharacterized. Lineage: Eukaryota; Ciliophora; Oligohymenophorea; Peniculida; Parameciidae. The record is from RefSeq and is a predicted model, not a curated record. The transcript has 2 exons.